Messenger RNA from Dentiscutata heterogama, 1446 nucleotides. Lineage: Eukaryota; Fungi; Glomeromycota; Glomeromycetes; Diversisporales; Gigasporaceae. The record is from the annotation of a GenBank genome assembly.
UCUCUCCAUGAUCGUGCAGUAGAGUUAUAUUAUCAAAUUAAGGGUGGUCAAGUGGAUUAUGGACACGCUCAUUCCCGUCAAUUCUGUCAUAGGCAAUUAGGUCAGACAUAUGAAGGUUUGGUGCCCGAUUGGAGUCUUGAGAAUCCAAUCGUUUUAAUCGGUAAGGGCUACGGUGCAACGACUGCACUUCAUCUUCAACAUCUCCUAUCUACUAAUUUUUUCGGUCAGCAUACCUCAGGAAGUAUGAUAAAAGGUGUAAUUUGUUGGUCCGCUCCUCAUCGUGGUUCUACACUUCCUUAUUACCUUGGUCUUGAACCUGGUUCAAGAUGUAUUGUGAACCCUAUCUCUAUCCUCCAAUUAUUUUUUUCACUUAUUCACCUUAUAUGUUAUUUCUCCUUUCUUGAACGAUUUUUUAAUUUUCGUUUGAAUGAUCAAUGGUAUCUCGCCCCAAAGAGUGAAGGUGGUGAGCAAUCAUUUUGUAGUGCACUUACUGCACGUAGUAGAUUUACUUAUUUUGGUGAUAACUUCUUGGUUGAUUGGUCUGUGGAGGGUGCAAGAAUGCGUUAUUCUGGUGAUGAAAAAGAUAAACAUAUUUUGGAUUCACGUUGUGUUUACAUAAAUUAUGUUUCGACUUGCCAAACCUGGGGUUCAAAAAUAACUGGUUAUCACUGGCCACGCUUAUCAUGGAGAAAUUUACCUACUACUUUUAUUUCAAUAAUUCUUGGUCAUUAUAAAUUUACACCUGAAAUUGAACAAAAAGUUUUGCGCACAUCAUCUUCCACUUUCUGGUCGAAUAAUGGUUCUCUUUCUGUUUAUUCUCAACAACCCCCUCCGCAUCAACAAAUUUUAAUGAAUAUAGCCCUUGAUCAAAGACUUUAUGAUCCCAUAGAACAUGAAAUCACACCUGGUGUUUGGUACAAUGUAUAUGUUGAUGAUCGUACACAAACCUUCUUAUUUGACAGUGAGCCUUUUUUAGCUACUCUACCGUUGAUUGAAAAUAUGCUUAAAUGGCCUCUUGUAAAGAAAUUCAAUGAAUUCUUAACGCGUAAUGUCGAUGACUUUGAAUCUUUUUACGUUAAUUGCGUUGAAUACUGUGAGCGUAAGUUGUUUUCCUCUGGGCAACCUGAAGAUAAUGUAGCUACCUCAUCAAAAUCACAAAAUAUCACAUCUAUCUCUGAACGUACAGAGAAAUACACAUGUGACAAAGCUGGACUCGAAUGGAUCCAUAAAAUUGAAACAAUUGAAAUUCUUAAUAGUCCUAGUAAAAUGUUUUAUUGGGUAAAAAAAUAUCAAGCGAGUUUAGAACAUGGAGCUUUGUCUGAAAGUGGAAACAUUGAUAAAGUUGCAGGUAAUCCACUUCCUGUACCACCGUUUGCGCAAGGGCCAACUUUUGUUAAAGCUAAAAAUAAAUUAACUGCUGAAGAUUAUAAAGCAUCGGUUAUUUAG